This is a messenger RNA of Amorphotheca resinae ATCC 22711, 1479 nucleotides long. RefSeq lists its product as hypothetical. The transcript has 2 exons. Gene Ontology annotation, molecular function: protein binding. The record is from RefSeq and is a predicted model, not a curated record. Lineage: Eukaryota; Fungi; Ascomycota; Leotiomycetes; Helotiales; Amorphothecaceae. The coding region runs from base 1 to 1479 and encodes 492 amino acids.
AUGUCCAAACGCGCGGCAGAAGAUCAUGAGGAUGGCGGAGUUCCACUGAAGGGUGGUGAACGGCCAGAAGAUGCUCAUCUCGAGGACGACGAAGUGGGGGAAUUUGAGGACGAGUUUGAGGACGAAUAUGAGAGCGAGGAUGAAAUUAUCGAGGCAGGAGUGGAUGGGAGACCUGAUGCAGAAAGGGAAGAAGAGGAGCGAGCUGCCAUGGAUGUAGACCAGCAGACAUUCAUAGUUGGUAGACACAAGCUCGAACCUGGCCAGACUUUGGCCCCGGAUCCCUCAACCUACGAGAUGCUUCAUGCGCUGAGCACACCAUGGCCCUGUUUGUCCUUCGACAUCAUCAAAGAUAACCUGGGCAAUGAUCGGAAGACCUUCCCCGCCACGAUGUAUGCUGUUGCUGGGACGCAGGCAGAUAGCAAGCGGGAAAAGGAGAACCAACUGAUGGUCAUGAAGUUCAGUGGUCUCAGUAGAAUGGAGCGGGAGCAAGAUGAAGAAGAUUCAUCUGAUGAUGAGGACGAGGACGCGGAUCCAAUCCUCGAGUCAAAGUCGAUACCUUUAACUUCUACCACAAACCGAAUACGUGCAUACCAGUUGCCAGCAUCAGAUUCAUCACGGCCACCCACAACCUUGACAGCUUCCAUGACAGAAGCGGGCCAGGUCCUCAUCCACGACAUAACUCCCCAUCUAACUUCUUUCGAUAUUCCUGGCACGAUCAUCACCCCACAACAGAACAAGCCGUUGUCUACCCUUCGUAUGCAUAAAUCCGAAGGUUACGCAGUCGAUUGGUCUCCUCUCGUAACAACCGGCAAGCUGGUCACCGGAGACAAUGAUGGCAGCAUCUAUGUCACUACUCGAACUGCGGGUGAAGGUUGGACUACGGAUUCGAGACCAUUCACAGGCCACACUGGCAGUGUCGAGGAGUUGCAAUGGAGCCCUUCAGAAAGAAACGUAUUCGCAUCGGCAUCUAGCGAUGGUACCAUCAAGGUCUGGGACGUGCGGAGCAAGAGUAGGACUGCAGCUCUUACUGUGCAGGUCAGCAACACGGAUGUUAAUGUUAUGUCUUGGUCCCGUCAGACCACGCACUUGCUCGCUUCGGGGGCUGAUGACGGCGUAUGGGCGGUCUGGGAUUUACGGCAGUGGAAGCCCAAUACCUCGUCCUCUACCCCCGCAAAGCCUACACCAGUCGCGAGCUUCGAUUUCCACAAGGAGCAGAUUACGAGCGUUGAGUGGCACCCUACAGAUGACAGCAUUGUGGCAGUUGCAGCAGGCGACAAUACUUUAACGUUGUGGGACCUGGCCGUGGAGUUAGAUGAUGAGGAGAGCAAGGACACAGGCGGGGUAUCCGGGGUACCUCCGCAAUUACUGUUCGUCCACUACAUGGAGCACGUAAAGGAAUGCCACUGGCACCCACAAAUACCCGGGUGCGUUGUUGGCACCGGCGACACUUUCAACGUGUUUAAGACUAUCAGUGUAUAG